Molecule: messenger RNA, 2520 nt
Organism: Oncorhynchus nerka (sockeye salmon)
Lineage: Eukaryota; Metazoa; Chordata; Actinopteri; Salmoniformes; Salmonidae
Product: glutamate receptor ionotropic, kainate 3-like
Exons: 14
Coding region: 86-2431 (781 amino acids)
Biological process (GO): monoatomic ion transport; synaptic transmission, glutamatergic; modulation of chemical synaptic transmission
Cellular component (GO): presynaptic membrane; kainate selective glutamate receptor complex; postsynaptic density membrane
Molecular function (GO): kainate selective glutamate receptor activity; transmitter-gated monoatomic ion channel activity involved in regulation of postsynaptic membrane potential
Source: RefSeq, a predicted model, not a curated record
ACAUAGCUCGUCCUCAAACGCCGUCCAGUCCAUCUGCAAUGCGUUGGAAGUACCACACAUCCAGGUGCGAUGGAAACAUCACCCUAUGGACAACAGGGACACAUUUUACGCCAACCUGUACCCCGAUUACUCUUCUCUCAGUUACGGCAUCUUAGAUUUGGUGCAGUUCCUCAAGUGGAAAACAGCCACAGUCGUAUAUGAUGACAGUACAGGUCUUAUUAGACUACAGGAACUGAUAAUGGCCCCCUCCAGGUAUAACAUCAGGCUAAAGAUUCGCCAGCUCCCUCUUGACGGAGAGGACACCAGGCCUCUCCUCAAGGAGAUGAAGAGAGGACGGGAGUUUCGCAUUAUCUUCGACUGCAGCCACGAAAUGGCUGCACAGAUCCUUAAACAGGCCCAGACGAUGGGAAUGAUGACAGAGUACUACCACUACAUCUUCACCACUCUGGACCUCAUGGCUAUCGACCUGGAGCCCUACCGUUUCUGUGGCGUCAACAUGACCGGCUUCCGCAUCCUCAACGUGGACAACCCUCAGGUGGCGUCCAUCGUUGAGAAGUGGUCCCAAGAGAGGCAGAUACCUCCCAAGCCCGACUCGGGUCUCCUGGAGGGGAUCAUGACGACAGAUGCUGCUCUGACGUACGACGCGGUCCACAUCGUGUCCGUCUCCUACCAGCACGCACCACAGAUGACGGUCAACUCGCUGCAGUGCCACCGCCACAAGCCAUGGAGGUUCGGCGGGCGCUUCAUGAACUUCAUCAAAGAGUCUCACUGGGAAGGCCUGACGGGCAGGCUGUCGUUCAACAGGACCAGUGGCCUCCGCACAGACUUUGACCUGGACAUCAUCAGCCUGAAAGAGGAGGGCCUAGAGAAGGUGGGGAAGUGGAGUGCGUCCGGAGGUCUCAACAUCACCGAGGUGCCCAAGCGGAAAGGGAUGAACAUCACAGACUCGCUGGCCAACCGUUCCCUGGUCAUCACCACCAUCCUGGAGGAGCCAUAUGUCAUGCUUAAGAAGUCUGACAAGGCGCUGGUGGGCAACGACCGCUUCGAGGGAUUCUGUAUCGACCUGCUCAAGGAGCUGGCCAGCAUCCUGGGCUUCACCUACGAGAUCCGCCUGGUGCCUGAUGGGAAGUACGGAUCGCAGGACGACAAGGGCCAGUGGAACGGCAUGAUCAAGGAGCUGAUGGAACACAGAGCCGACUUGGCUGUGGCCCCUCUUACCAUUACCUACCUGCGUGAGAAGGUUGUAGACUUCUCCAAGCCCUUCAUGAGCAUGGGCAUCAGUAUCCUGUAUCGCAAGCCCAACACCACCAACAACGGCUUCUUCUCCUUCCUCAACCCCAUGACCCCUGACAUCUGGGUCUAUAUCCUGCUGGCCUAUCUAGGCGUCAGCUGUGUCCUCUUCGUCAUCGCUAGGUUCAGUCCAUACGAAUGGUAUGACGCCCAUCCCUGCAAUCCCGGAUCCGAUGUGGUAGAGAACAACUUCACCCUCCUUAACAGCUUCUGGUUCGGUGUGGGCUCCCUCAUGCAGCAAGGCUCUGAGCUGAUGCCCAAAGCCCUGUCCACCAGGAUCAUCGGAGGCAUCUGGUGGUUCUUCACCCUCAUCAUCAUCUCCUCCUACACGGCCAACCUGGCCGCCUUCCUCACCGUGGAGCGCAUGGAGUCGCCCGUGGACUCUGCCGACGACAUUGCCAAGCAGACCAAGAUUGAGUAUGGUGUGGUCAAAGACAGUGCCACCAUGUCUUUCUUCAAGAAAUCAAAGGUGUCUACUUUUGAGAAGAUGUGGGCUUUUAUGAGUAGUAAACAGAGUACGUCGCUGGUCAAGUCCAUUGAGGACGGCAUCCAGAGGGUUCUGAAGUCUGACUAUGCCUUGCUCAUGGAAUCCACCACAAUUGAUUACAUUACCCAGCGGAACUGCAACCUCACCCAGGUUGGAGGCGUCAUUGACAGCAAAGGCUAUGGAAUAGGCACUCCCAUGGGCUCUCCAUACCGGGACAAAGUGACCAUCGCCAUCCUGAGCAUUCUGGAGGAUGGCCGUCUGCACAUGCUCAAGGAGAAGUGGUGGAGCGGCAGCAGCUGUCUGGACGAAGAGCGCCGUGAGAAAGCCGGCCCCAUGGGCAUUCAGAAUUUGGGAGGGAUCUUUAUAGUGCUGGCAUCUGGCCUGGUUCUCUCCGUCUUUGUGGCUAUAGCCGAAUUCAUAUACAAGCUAAGGAAGACGGCGAAACGUGAGCAGAGGUCUUUCUGCAGUGCCAUGGUGGACGAGAUCAGACAGUCGUUCACCUGCGGGAGGCGUGUGAAACACAAACACCACCACCAGGUCCCGGUCAUGGUCAAGACGGAUGCAGUGAUCAACAUGCACACGUUCAACGACCGACGACUCCCGGGAAAGGACAACAUGAGCUGCAACACUGGGAUGACCCCCGUGUUCCCGUGACGGUUUGCGCCUCCCAGAGAAAGAGCCUCCUGGGCAAUGUGGAGGGCGUGAUUGGUCCCGAAACCUGGGACAAUGGAAUCGAGGGGAUU